Molecule: messenger RNA, 2078 nt
Organism: Fundulus heteroclitus (mummichog)
Lineage: Eukaryota; Metazoa; Chordata; Actinopteri; Cyprinodontiformes; Fundulidae
Exons: 3
Coding region: 12-1073 (353 amino acids)
Source: RefSeq, a predicted model, not a curated record
AUGUAGAAGUUAUGGACCCACUGAGCACAUCACAAGAUGCCAUGAACGCAUACUUUAAUGCAGCGCAUAAUUCACCUGUUCAGGCAGAGGAAAAUCAGCCUGUUGUGAGACCCAAAGAACCUGUUGGGAGACCACUCUCGCAAUUGUUAAAUAUUGAGAGCUUACAACAAGAAAAUACUCAGAGAAUGUUUACGUUGCCGACUCAGAUUCCCACACAUACAAGUCCCAAUAAUUUCUCAACGAACACAAGUCAACAGUCUGCAAUUUUAACAACUGUUCUUGAAAAGCAGAAUCAAUUAACAGACAUAAUGGUUAAACAACAAAGACUCUCUACACUGCCAAAAAUCAAUCUGAUUGUUUUUGAUGGAGACAUUCUUCAGUAUCAGUCAUUCAUGCAAACGUUUGAACAUGUUAUUGAAAGGAAGAGCAAAGAUGACCAAGACAGAUUUCACUUUUUAAUGCAGUACACAAAGGGUCAAGCGCAUGAUCUUGUGAAGAGUUGUCAGCACAUGGCGGCAAGUAGAGGCUACCUCAAAGCAAAGCAACUGCUGAAAGAGACCUUUGGUAAUGAGUAUAGACUUUCUUGUGCAUAUAUGGAAAAGGCUCUAAAUUGGCCUGUAAUCAAAUCGGAAGAUCCCAAGUCAUUGAAAGAAUACGCUUUGUUUCUCAGAACAUGUUGUAAUGCUAUGGAAGAUCUACACUACAUGGAUGAAUUGAACACUGUGACUAACUUAAGAAAUGUUAUGCUGAAACUCCCAUUCAGGUUGAGAGCAAAAUGGCGUGCAGAAGCACACGAGCUGCAGACCAUGGGUAGGAUUAAAAUGCUUGAUUUAGUCACUUUCAUUGAAAGACAAUCCAGCAUAUUGUCAGACCCAAUCUAUGGCAACAUCCAGGAUGCAAGCUCUGUCCGUGGAAAACCCAAGGUAACACCGAAACCAAAAUCUAAAGGAACAUUUGCCACAAAUGUAAAUCUCCUGUUAACAGCGCACAGGUGUCACUCAGAGCUGGAGAACACGCCGGGGCCGGUGACCGGGACAAUGGUGCAGACUGCUUGCUGUCUAUUGUUCCUGUGAAAGUGAAACACGCUAAAGGAAGGAAAACCAACAUACUGCUCCGUACCAUGUCGCAAGAGAAGGCCACAUCUGCAAACAUCAUUACAGGCCUGGAGGUGAGCGCCAUUGAUUCCAGGGAGUUCAUCAACUUACCUGAGGUGUACACCCAGAGCAACAUGCCAGUGAGCACCAACAGCAUACCCAGUGAAGUUGAACUCAGAGCUUUCACCUACUUGAAAGAGGUAAAGAUUCCCAGAAUCAAAGCGAAUGUGGAGUUGUUGAUUGGCAGCAAUGCUCCAAAGGCGCUUGAACCAUGGGAAGUUAUUAACAGCGAAGAUAAUGGACCAUACGCUGUGAGAACAGUUCUUGGAUGGGUCAUAAACGGACCAAUGCAAAGACCAAGGUAUGAUGGUAAUACAGUUGUCUCUGCAAAUAGAAUCUCAGUUGCAAGCCUAGAAGAAUUGUUGAUGCAACAAUACAAGCAUGACUUUUAUGAGAGCCAAGAGGAAAGGCUUGAAAUGUCUUUUGAGGACAAGAUGUUUAUGACUAAAGCAGAACAAUCUGUUAAAUUACUCAAUGGACAUUAUGUUUUAGACUUACCUUUUCGAAACAAAGGCAUUGUUAUGCCACACAACUACCAAGUGGCAGAACAGCGGCUUGCUUCUUUGAAAAAGAAAUUUUUAAAGAACAGUCAAUUCAGAGCUGAAUACACUGAUUUUCUCUCUGAAGUUAUUAGUAAUGAACAUGCUGAACUUGUGCCUGAAAAUGAAAUUGAAAGAACUGAUGGAAGACUUUGGUACAUUCCACAUCAUGGGGUGUACCACCCUAAGAAGGGAACACUUAGAGUUGUUUUUGACUGUGGUGCAACGUACUGUGGAACCUCUUUGAACUCAGAACUCUUGCCAGGUCCAGAUCUGACAAGCUCUCUCCUAGGAGUUCUCUUGAGAUUCAGACAAGAGCACGUCGCAGUGAUGGCAGACAUUCAGAAGAUGUUUCACCAAGUCCGAGUCACUAAAUCUGACAUAG